Messenger RNA from Acaulospora morrowiae, 300 nucleotides. Lineage: Eukaryota; Fungi; Glomeromycota; Glomeromycetes; Diversisporales; Acaulosporaceae. The record is from the annotation of a GenBank genome assembly.
AUGGUCAAUCCUGUUUCGAAGGUCAAGAUUGUUAAGAAGCGAAAUAAGCCUUUCAAAAGGCAUCAGUCGGAUCGUUAUAAAUCUGUGAAGGAAGCAUGGAGAAAACCGAAGGGUAUUGACAAUCGAGUCCGACGUCGAUUCAAGGGACAACUCCCAAUGCCUAAGAUUGGUUACGGUUCGAAUAAGAAAACUCGCCAUUUGAUGCCUAACGGAUUCAAGAAGUUUCUUGUUUCUAACGUUCGAGAAUUGGAAUUGCUACUAAUGCACAACAAAACAUAUGCUGCUGAAAUUGCCCACAAC